AUCGAUAGAGAAGUGUUCUGAUAACAGUGAAAACGGUUUUACUAAAUACAAAAGAUAUUGUUUGUUGUAGUUAUACUAAAGUUGCUAUUAGAAUUGUUGGCUAAUUGUGGCUUUCAAAUGUAAUACUCGUACUUAUCGCCUAGAAUUAACUAUUGUUGUUAAAAGCACAGCUGCCACCUUUGAAAUCGACCAAUUGAGGUGCUGAUAGGCAGUAUAAGUGACCGUAUAGACGUGGAAGUACUGACGGAAGGCAUCGGCGAUUUCUCAGAAUAUAAGUCACAGUAAUUAGAAUUCAUAGCAUAAAUAAUUAAUUGCAUAUUAUUGUUGGAAGUCAAUAAUAAUUAAAUAUGUCCAUGGAUGUGGAUGCGGAGAGAACCAAGCUGGCGCCGGCAUUCGAUGAUGUCGAUUUCAGCAGCGGUUUCGAGACGCAAUACCUGAAGGAAUAUCGCCCUUCGAAGGUGGUGCGCCCGGCACCGCCCGAUCCAAGUUUGGCUUGGUAUCGUGAUACUGCAACAGUGAUGGUGGUUUGCUUUCUCUUCGUAGUGCUCAUGACCGGUUCUGUGACUCUGAUUCAUUCUAUUUUCUCGGCUGAUCCCACAACCGUAGUGCUGAUAUUGUUGGGCUAUUUCGCGGUGGCACUCUUUAUUAUUUGGUUAGAAGUGUUCAGCAAGAAUUUGCGUUGAAUACUAAAUUCAUAAAACUGGAGGAAUUUAUAAAGGAAUGCUACGUGAAACAAAUUACCAAGUGCUAAAUUAUGUAAACACGAAAUAUAAGUGUAUAUAUGUAUACAAGUAUAUAUAUAAUUGAUUAAUAUGGCCUUAUAAUACUACAUGGAUAUGAUGAAAAAUUAAAGUUUUAAUUACAUUGAAAAAGA
Bactrocera oleae (olive fruit fly) is the source of this 874-nucleotide messenger RNA. RefSeq lists its product as uncharacterized. The record is from RefSeq and is a predicted model, not a curated record. NCBI's taxonomy places the organism in Eukaryota, Metazoa, Arthropoda, Insecta, Diptera, Tephritidae.